AUGGCAAGAGCUGUUGAAUUCAUGUUCUCUGCUGUUCAGCAAGUCUAUCAACUGAAGCAUUUCGAUUUCGAUUUCGAUUUCAAUUUCAAUUUCAACUUCAUACCACCCAAGCUCUUGCUUAGUCAUGGCUUCAAUGACCCUGAAAUCGACGUCGAUGCGCCUUCGGCGACAGAUGCUGGCCAGAUGACUCCACGUGGCAAGCAUUCAAUGACUCGGUAUCAGGCCACCUCAUUCGCUCAGCCCCCUCUGCUGCAGUAUGCCACCAUGAACGCUACGAUGCAGGGCUAUGCGAUACCGCCCAAAGAGAAUGGAGGAACAGUCUUUGGAGAACGAAUCAGACAGGAGCCUAUUCUGCUAUCUUUGCCUCACUACUCGGUUGCCGUGCAGGGUGUGGAAGAUGUCCAAAAGGCUGUCAAUUUUGCCCACGACAGAGACCUGUACCUCGUUGUCAAGAACACAGGUCACAGUCACCUCGGCCGCUCCAGUGGCAGAGGAUCCUUCUCCAUUUGGACUCAUAAUCUCAAAGGAAAAGAAUGGCAUGAGUCAUUCGUUCCAGAGGGAGCGCCUGGAGGAACACCAGGGGUGCAUGCCGUGACAUUGCAGGCAGGUGAACAGUGGCUAGAUGUCUACAGAGCAGCCGCCGAACGAAACGUCAUCGUCGUGGGAGGUCACGCAAGAACAGUAGGAUCAGCUGGUGGUUAUCUGACGGGUGGAGGGCAUUCCCCUUUUGCCCACUUCUACGGACUGGCUGUGGACAAUUUGCUCGAGGUUGACCUGGUCACUGCCGAUGGUAGCUACCAAACUAUCAACGCUUACACAGAUCCUGACUAUUUCUAUGCUCUGAGAGGCGGUGGUGGCAGUGCUUGGGGGGUCAUCACAUCGGUCACAUACAAAACGCAUCCCAACCCGGCCCACAUCCAGGUCGGUUUGAUGCAAUUCAAUACCACAGACGAGUCCACACUCCGUACCGUAUUCCACCAAGCUCUACAAGCCUUGCCUGCAGUCACCGACGCUGGUUUUACCGGAUACGGGAUAAUGGGUAAUGGUAGCUUUGCGGCGCUGUUCCUCCAGCCAAACGCUACUGAAGAAAUCUUCAAUACCACCUUCGCUCCUUUCUAUGAACUCACUAGUCAUGCGAACGUAAGUGCUCAGGUGGUAAGCAUUCCAUUUCCAACAUGGAUUGACUAUUGCAACGCCUUCCUGAUGGACCUGAACAUCGCCACUAAUGUCAUCGACAUUUCGAGGCUACUUACAUCAGACGACCUUUUGGAACGCACCAACAAGCUCGUUGAUGUAAUCUUCGAGUUUGACGAAUUCUCUGCUGGGUUCAAUUUCAUUGGCAAAGUGAACUCAGCUGAACGCGACAACACGGCUGUGCAUCCCACGUGGAAGGAUAGUCGUGCACUUUUCAGUCUGGGCACUGACUGGGCUGACGACGCAUCCGCAGAAGAGAAACUGAGAAAGAAACUACAGGCCGUCGAGAUUAGCAAACGGCUGGGAGAUAUUGUUGGGCCUGAUGGAGGGACUUAUGUCAACGAAGCAAAUCCGUAUGAGCCUGACUGGCAGAACGUCUUCUGGGGUCCGAAAUACGACCGCCUCUUGUCCAUCAAAAAGCGCAUCGAUCCCACGAAUCUUUUUGUUUGCAACAGAUGUGUGGGUACGGAUGUUUUGUUCAAGCCGUGA
Molecule: messenger RNA, 1683 nt
Organism: Endocarpon pusillum Z07020
Lineage: Eukaryota; Fungi; Ascomycota; Eurotiomycetes; Verrucariales; Verrucariaceae
Exons: 9
Coding region: 1-1683 (560 amino acids)
Molecular function (GO): FAD binding; oxidoreductase activity
Source: RefSeq, a predicted model, not a curated record